Colletotrichum spaethianum is the source of this 1128-nucleotide messenger RNA. Its product is annotated as aryl-alcohol dehydrogenase. The coding region runs from base 1 to 1128 and encodes 375 amino acids. Gene Ontology annotation, molecular function: oxidoreductase activity; zinc ion binding. The transcript has 2 exons. Lineage: Eukaryota; Fungi; Ascomycota; Sordariomycetes; Glomerellales; Glomerellaceae. The record is from RefSeq and is a predicted model, not a curated record.
AUGUCUUUUACGUCGGAGGCCAUCAUCGCCAGGGGUCCUUUCUCCGAAGGAAAAUGGGCCAUCGAACCUGUAACCCUCCGAGAGCUUCGUUCAGAUGAGGUUCUCGUUGAAGUUGUUGCUUCCGGUAUCUGCCAUACAGACUUGCAUUGCGGCAACACGCCCGAGGACAAGGGAGUUCCUGGCGUGUAUUACCCAAGGGUUCUUGGACACGAAGGCUCUGGCUACGUGGUUCGGGUUGGAAGCGGCGUUACCAAAGUCCAGGCCGGCGAUGCCGUCUUCCUUUCCUUCUCAUAUUGCGGAUCAUGCCACGUAUGCAAGACUGGACCCCCGUCUCACUGCACCAACUUUUUCGAACUUAACUUCAUUGGCGAACCCGUGUUCUCCGACGGAAUCGGCGGUCGCUUCUUUGGCCAGUCCAGCUUGGCUCACCACACCGUUGUGAGCGAUACGUCUGUCGUGAGCGCCGCCGGUCUUGGUCUCACUCGUGAUGACUUAAGGGUACUUGCACCGCUUGGCUGUGGUUUUCAAACUGGGAGCGGAACAGUCAUCAACGUUGCAAAAGCUGGAACCGAGGAUUGCAUCGCCAUUGCAGGCAUGGGAGGUGUGGGAUUGGCAGGUGUCAUUGCCGCGAAAAACCAGGGAUGCAAGACUAUCAUUGGAAUCGACCGAUUUGAAUCCCGUCUCCAACUGGCGAAGUCGCUUGGCGCGACGCAUGUCAUCAACACAACUGGGCUAGAGAUGGCACAAGUCACGGAGAAAAUCAAAGAGGCGGCAGAUGGUCUAGGAGCGACCAUCUGCAUCGAUACUAGUGCGCACCCGCCUCUCUUGAACGCCCAGAUUGAAGGCACACGUUAUAUGGGCAAGAUUAUCCAGGUUGGUACGGGCAUGCCGGAAUCUCACCUUACUCUUCACAUGCAAAGUUUUAUGGUCAGCGGUAAGCAGUAUUUUGGGGCUAUCCAAGGCCACGUUAAUACUGCGGAGUACAUUCCUCAGAUGGUUCAGUGGUGGAGAGAUGGAAAAUUUCCUGUCGAGAAGCUCAUCAAGGUUUUCGAGUCUGCCGACUUUGGUUCAGCUGUGGAAGCUAUGAAGCGUGGCGAUGUGGUCAAGCCCAUUAUUGCAUGGUCAUGA